Molecule: messenger RNA, 566 nt
Organism: Mycena citricolor
Lineage: Eukaryota; Fungi; Basidiomycota; Agaricomycetes; Agaricales; Mycenaceae
Source: the annotation of a GenBank genome assembly
CGGGGCAGCAACACAUCUAUGCUGCAAUUCGACCCCAACAGUGUGCAGGUCGGGAAAUGGGGUCGUCUCUACUGCGCCAGCCAAUUAGUUUUGGCAGUCAUGCUCGUUGUCUUCGGGCUUUAUGCAUUCGUCGCGUCGAUAGCCGAUGAUGGAGCUGGUAUCGUGACCAUUCUCUUUCUUUUCGUGAUCUUCGUAUUCCGAACGUUCACAUUGAUGCUAUCACCCUGGUCCUACUCUGAGGCUUCGGAGGUGAUUGCUCAGCUCUCAAACUAUAUGAUCCUUUGUGCCGGAGCAGUUGAAACCGUACUACUCUGGCUGCGAUUCCGGAUCCCAGGUGACGAUUCACUACUUGGCAUCAGCAUCUGGGUCGAUGCCAAUGCGCAAUCGAGAGUUUGGGUGCAGAGAUUCCUAGUUCUCAACAACGUCGCCUGUUUGCUUGAGAUCGUUUUCAAACCGCUGCGGAUCAAGUACCUUCGUCGUGUAUCCGUCAUCCGUACACUCGAUCAGAACCUCGAGCACGACACCUGGCCGAUGUACCGGGCCAGCAAACCUCACCUCUUCGCCCG